Molecule: messenger RNA, 498 nt
Organism: Helianthus annuus (common sunflower)
Lineage: Eukaryota; Viridiplantae; Streptophyta; Magnoliopsida; Asterales; Asteraceae
Exons: 1
Coding region: 1-498 (165 amino acids)
Source: RefSeq, a predicted model, not a curated record
AUGACAAAAGUUAAAGUGGUUUAUAAGGAGGAACACUCCUUGUAUAUUGUUUCCUUACUCGUGCACAAUACGGUUCUAGAUUUGAAAAUUCAAGAAUUUGGGAACCGUCUUAACGAGGUAACAUCGGAACUACUUGUUUGUAUGAGUUGUUUGAGUCCGUGUGAUAGUUUUAGUGCGUUUGACAUUCCAAAUAUACUAAAACUAGUUGGGAAGUAUCCAUAUGAUUUUGAUGAAGUCGAAAAAAGAAGGCUUCCCGUUCAACUCGGAAACUAUAUUGAUUUUGUGAAGAAAGAUAAACAAGUUGCCAACUUGAAUGGUUUGUCAAGUCUUGUAGGGUUAAUGGUUUCAACAUAUAUUCACCUAUCAUUUACAUUGGUGUAUCAUUUAUUGAAGCUUGUUCUUGUAUUACCCGUUGCAAUCGUAACCGUUAAAAGAUGUUUUUCGGCAAUGAAAAACAUGAAGACCGACUUGUGUAAUCGGAUUGGUGAUGAGAAUUAA